CUUAUGUACCUUCUUUAUAAUGACGAUUCGUAAACGAAUAUAACGCCAUUUUAGAGUAAUGCAUUGAAGGAUUGACAGCAUAAUAUUUUUAGCGGAGUCUAUCAGACACCACGCGAGUAGUGCUUUUAUAAAAUUUCACUGUACCAUUUUUUGAAGAAAAAAAAAAUGUAUCGAAAAAACGUUUUUGAUCCAGAAAAUGUCAAAGUCAAAGACGAACCAGAAACAAACGAUAGUAUUGAUGAUGUAGUAGUAAAAGAAGAAGUGGAGAUGAGCGAUACAGAGCAGGAAGUUUUAAGUGAAUAUGAAGAUAAUGAGGAUGCAGUCGAAAAUAUACUAUUUAGAAAAGACGAGGAUACGUGGAAGAAUCCUGCCUCUAACGUAGGAUUAUCUUUACAGAAUAUUGUGUGCGAUUUACCUGUGGUAAAGGGUGUAGCAGAACAUGGCAAAUUUGUUUUGGAUUGUUGGAGUGCUUUCUUCGACGAUGAUAUGCUAAAUUUAAUUGUCCUCAAUACAAAUGUGUACAUUUUUAGCAAGAUGGAGCGGUAUAAAAGAGCGAGGGACUGCAGAGCUACGGAUUUAGCAGAAUUGAAAGCGUUUAUUGGUCUCUUAUAUAUGGCCGGGUUUCAUAAAAACAGUAGACUGAAUACAAACGAUCUUUGGGGUACUGAUGGAUCUGGCAUAGAACUGUUUCGUUUGACUAUGUCACGUAACAGAUUUAAUUUUCUUCUACAACACGUACGUUUCGAUGAUACACGAAAAGAAAUAAAAGGAUUGGAUAAGUUUGCGCCAAUUAGAGAUAUUUUCGAUAUGUUUGUUACACAUUGUCAAAAUAAUUACUCUGCGGGACAAUAUGCUACAAUCGACGAAAGCAAUCCGGAGAUGGUAACUUUUUACAAUAAAACAAAAUCAGGUGUUAAAGUUGUUGAUAAAUUGUGCGCUACCUAUUCAGUUGCCAGAAAUACAAACCGUUGGCCGAUGGUAAUUUUUUAUAAUAUGUUGGACGUGGCAGCCAUCAAUGCUUAUAUUAUUUACAAAGCAAACGAAAGCAAGGAGAUGAAAAAUCGGCGACAUUUCAUAAAAACUUUAGCGUUAGAACUAACACGGGAGCAUAAACGAAACAGAUCAACAAUACAAUGCCUACCUAGAGACAUAAGAAAACGUAAUAGGGAACAACGAGCUGAAAACGAAGACCCGGCAUGUCCUAGUACGAGUUGUGAAAAUGUAAGAAAAAGGUGUAACUUUUGCGAACGGAAAAAGAAUCGUAUGACAAAAUAUAGAUGCGUGGAAUGUGAUAAAUAUAUAUGUUUAGAGCAUGCGAAUUAUGUUUGUAACGUUUGCAUUUCCAAAGAAGACUUAAGUUCUUAG
This is a messenger RNA of Nicrophorus vespilloides, 1365 nucleotides long. RefSeq lists its product as uncharacterized. NCBI's taxonomy places the organism in Eukaryota, Metazoa, Arthropoda, Insecta, Coleoptera, Silphidae. The coding region runs from base 166 to 1365 and encodes 399 amino acids. The transcript has 2 exons. The record is from RefSeq and is a predicted model, not a curated record.